GAGGAGCAGGAGAAGAAAAGAGAGAGGGAGUGAGGGACGCCAAGAAGCUUGGAAGAGAGAGGGGAAAAAAGAACUUUUUUGGAGGGUGUCUUUCUGCUCUCGUACAACAUGCAGAACACCCGGGCUUUGAUCUUCAUGUUAACCUUCCAGAUCUGCUCUUUGGAGACCGAGACGCCUACAGCUGGCUGUACUUUUGAAGAAGACGGGGACUUAAACCAGUGUGAAUAUAGCCAAGGGGUUGAGGAUGACUUUGACUGGGAGCUGACCCGGAGCUACCUCAUGCCCCACCUGACAUCUGAUCUUCCUCAUGGGUCCUACCUGAUGGUCAACUCCUCUCAACAUGCUCAGGGCCAGAAAGCUCACAUCCUCUUCCAGACACUCAGUGAGAACGACACCCACUGCCUCCAGUUCAGCUACUUCAUGUACAGCCGGGACGGCCACAGCCCAGGGACCCUGAACGUCUACGUGAAGGUGAACGGGGGUCCGCUGGGCAGUGUGGUGUGGAAUGUCUCUGGCUCCCAUGGGCGGCAGUGGCACCAAGUGGAACUAUCCGUCAGCAUGUUUUGGCCCAAUGAGUACCAGGUCCUGUUUGAGGCAGUAGUCUCCAGUGAGCACAGAGGGUACCUAGGUUUGGAUGACAUCCUGCUCUUGAACUAUCCCUGCUCUAAAGCACCUCAUUUUUCCCGCCUGGGUGAUGUGGAGGUGAAUGCCGGUCAGAACGCCACCUUCCAGUGUGUUGCUUCCGGCAAGGCUUCUGAAGCAGAGAGGUUCCUUAUGCAGAGGCAGAAUGGAGCAAUUGUCCCGGCAGCUUCCGUGAAACACAUCAGCCACCGGAGAUUCCUGGCUUCCUUUCAACUGGAUAAAGUUUCCAACGGAGACCAGGACUUUUACCGUUGCGUUACCCAGUCUGGCAGGGGCUCUGGCGUCUCCAACUUUGCAGAACUGAUUGUGAAAGAGCCCCCUACACCCAUUGCACCCCCACAGCUGCUGAGAGCAGGCUCGACGUACCUAAUCAUCCAGCUCAACACCAAUUCCAUUAUUGGAGAUGGCCCCAUUGUAAGGAAGGAAAUUGAGUACCGAAUGACCUCUGGGCCAUGGUCGGAGGUUCAUGCUGUGAACAUGCAGACCUACAAGUUGUGGCACUUGGACCCAGACACGGAAUAUGAGAUCAGUGUGCUGCUUACCCGGCCAGGGGAUGGAGGGACCGGCAAACCUGGGCCUCCCCUCAUCAGCAGGACAAAGUGUGCAGAACCCAUGAGGGCUCCCAAGGGCCUCGCGUUUGCCGAGAUCCAGUCCAGGCAGCUGACCCUUCAGUGGGAACCUCUGGGCUACAACCUGACGCGAUGUCACACUUACACUGUCACGCUCUGCUAUCGCUAUGCCGUGGGCACUGGCCACAACCAGACGUUCCGGGAGUGCGUGAAGAUGGAGCGCAACGCCAACCGCUACACCAUCAAGAACCUCCUCCCCUACAAAAAUGUCCAUGUCAAGCUCAUCCUCUCCAACCCCGAGGGGCGGAAAGAAGGGAAAGAGAUGAUAUUUCAGACGGAUGAAGAUGUCCCUGGAGGCAUUGCUUCGGAGUCCCUCACAUUCACCCCCUUGGAGGACAUGAUUUUUCUGAAAUGGGAGGAACCAGUGGAGCCCAAUGGCCUCAUCACACAGUACGAGAUCAGCUACCAGAGCAUUGAAUCCUCUGACCCAGCGGUCAAUGUCCCUGGCCCACGACGUACCGUCUCCAAGCUCCGAAAUGAAACUUACCAUGUUUUCUCCAACCUGCAUCCCGGGACAACCUACCUCUUCUCAGUGCGGGCACGGACUGGCAAGGGAUUUGGCCAAACGGCUCUGACCGAGAUCACUACUAACAUCUCAGCUCCUAGCUUCGAUUAUGGGGACAUGCCCUCCCCUCUGGGAGAGUCGGAGAGCACCAUCACCAUUCUGCUGAGGCCGGCACAGGGCAGAGGUGCCCCUAUCAGCACAUACCAAGUCGUUGUGGAAGAAGACAGGCCUAGGAAGGUCAAGCGGGAGGUGGGGGGCCAGGAAUGCUUUCCGGUGCCCCUAACCUUUGACGACGCCAUGUCCCGUGGCUCAGUUCACUACUUUGGAGCAGAGCUGCCCCCCAGCAGCCUCACAGAAGCCAAGCCCUUCACGGUAGGGGACAACCAAACCUACAGCGGCUACUGGAAUCCACCGCUGGAGCCCAAGAAGGCCUAUCUCAUCUACUUCCAGGCCAUGAGCCAUCUCAAAGGGGAAACAAGGCUGAAUUGCAUCCGAAUAGCCCGGAAAGCUGCCUGCAAAGAGAGCAAGCGUCCCCUGGAAGUGUCCCAGCACUCGGAGGAAAUGGGCCUCAUCCUGGGCAUUUGCGCCGGAGGACUGGUGGUGUUGAUCAUCCUCCUGGGGGCCAUCAUUGUCGUCAUACGGAAAGGGAGGAACUACUAUUCCUAUUCCUAUUACCCGAAACCGGUCAACAUGGCCAAAGCGACGAUCAACUACCGCAAUGAGAAGACACACAUGAUGAGUGCAAUUGAUCGAAGUUUUACGGAUCAAAGUACCCUGCAGGAAGAUGAGAGGCUGGGCCUGUCCUUCAUGGACACACACAACUACAGUAACAGAGGUGACCAGCGCAGCAGUGUUGUCAAUGAGUCCAGCAGCUUGUUAGGGGGUUCCCCUCGACGGCAGUGUGGGCGCAAAGGUUCCCCCUACCACACCGGGCAGCUCCAUCCUGCUGUCCGAGUGGCUGAUCUUCUCCAGCACAUCAACCAGAUGAAGACUGCAGAAGGCUAUGGCUUCAAACAGGAGUAUGAGAGUUUCUUUGAAGGCUGGGAUGCUUCAAAGAAGAAAGACAAGACCAAAGGGAGACAGGAUCACAUGCCAACCUAUGAUCGGCAUCGAGUUAAGCUCCAUCCACUUCUUGGGGACCCCAACUCGGACUAUAUCAAUGCCAACUACAUUGAUGGUUACCACAGAUCCAACCACUUCAUAGCCACUCAAGGCCCCAAACAGGAGAUGAUCUAUGAUUUCUGGCGGAUGGUGUGGCAGGAGCACUGUUCUAGCAUAGUGAUGAUAACCAAACUGGUUGAAGUGGGAAGGGUCAAGUGCUCCAAAUACUGGCCAGAUGACUCAGAGAUGUAUGGCGACAUCAAAAUUACCCAGGUGAAGUCGGAGACAUUGGCGGAAUAUGUCGUGAGGACGUUCACGUUGGAGAGGAGGGGCUACUCAGCAAGGCAUGAAGUAAAGCAGUUCCACUUCACAUCAUGGCCAGAACAUGGGGUGCCUUACCAUGCAACUGGGCUCCUGGCAUUCAUCCGCAGAGUGAAGGCCUCCACGCCUCCCGAUGCAGGACCCAUCGUUAUUCAUUGCAGUGCCGGCACAGGGAGGACAGGCUGUUACAUCGUCUUGGACGUGAUGCUGGAUAUGGCUGAGUGUGAGGGCGUUGUAGACAUUUACAACUGUGUGAAGACACUGUGCUCACGGAGGAUCAACAUGAUCCAGACUGAGGAGCAAUACGUCUUCAUCCAUGACGCCAUCUUGGAAGCCUGCCUGUGUGGAGAGACCAGUAUCCCUGUCAGUGAAUUCAGGCCCACAUACAAAGAGAUGGUCAGGAUAGAUCCUCAGAGCAACUCGUCACAGCUGCGGGAGGAGUUCCAGCAGACUCUGAAUUCUGUAACACCCCACCUGGAUGUGGAGGAGUGCAGCAUCGCCCUUCUGCCGCGCAACCGGGAGAAGAAUCGCAGUAUGGACGUGCUGCCUCCAGACCGGUGCCUCCCCUUCUUGAUCUCCAUGGACGGAGACAGCAACAACUACAUCAACGCGGCCUUAACCGAUAGCUACACAAAGAGUGCUGCCUUCAUUGUGACCUUACACCCACUACAGAACACAACCACAGACUUCUGGAGGCUGGUGUAUGACUAUGGCUGCACCUCCAUUGUCAUGCUGAACCAGCUCAAUCAGUCCAACUCUGCCUGGCCUUGUUUACAAUAUUGGCCUGAGCCAGGACUCCAGCAGUAUGGACCAAUGGAAGUGGAAUAUGUUUCUAGGUCAGCUGAUGAGGAUGUUGUCGCUCGUCUUUUCCGGGUUCAGAAUGUAACACGGUUACAGGAAGGGCACCUGAUGGUUCGACACUUUCAGUACCUGCGGUGGUCAGCUUACCGAGACACCCCUGAUUCAAAGAAAUCCUUCCUGCAUUUAUUAGCCCAAGUGGAUAAAUGGCAGGGGGAGAGCGGCGAUGGAAGGACAAUCGUCCAUUGUUUAAAUGGGGGAGGCCGGAGUGGCACCUUCUGUGCCUGCACCAUGAUCUUGGAGAUGAUCAAGUGUCACAAGCUGGUGGAUGUUUUCUUCGCUGCAAAGACCCUCCGCAACUACAAGCCAAAUAUGGUCGAGACCUUUGAACAGUACCACUUCUGCUAUGACAUAGCCCUGGAAUACCUGGAGUCACUGGAGACCAGAUAGCACCUUGCCAGAAGCACGCAGGCAAGUGUUUGUUUUGGGUUUGUGCCAAACAUGCAUUUUGCAUCCAGACUUUUGAGUAAGAGCAAGAAGGAGGAGAAGAGAAGAGAAUACAAGGAAAAGAACGAAAACUAAAAAGGCAAGAUAUGGGGCCAUGUUGUCCAUCCCCUACCUUCAUCUUUCCUCCUAAGCUUCUGCUCCCACUCCUCCAGCUGCUGGCAGAGCAGAGCCUACACAAACUCAUCCCAUCUACAAAACGGUUGUGUAUGUGCCAGCCUGGAGUUUGGCACCUGUGUGUUGUUUGUGCAUGUAUGGACACCGGUGUGCUGGAAGAGCAUCAGGCUUAAUCUCCUUGUGACUGCACCAAUCAAAGGAUCCAUGCCACCGAGACUGGGAGGAGAGCUGAAGUCCAGCAUCUUUCACAACGACCACAGGAUAUUCGAAGAAACAGAGGUGUUCUGAAAGCUUAUAAGAAGCUCUUUGAAGGCGAUCAUGCAAAAUCUUGGCAACCAUCCUUCUGUGGGAAAGUGUGCGCCAUCUUGGACUGACAGUGAAAAUUGGGACAUGUACAGUUUUUCGCUCUUUGUUUAUAACCCUACGUUUAUUGUUUCCAGACUAAUGCCUGCCUCCAAAGAGUGUUUCUGAAUUUA
This is a messenger RNA of Lacerta agilis (Sand lizard), 5093 nucleotides long. RefSeq names its product protein tyrosine phosphatase receptor type U (gene PTPRU). Gene Ontology annotation, molecular function: protein tyrosine phosphatase activity; protein binding. NCBI's taxonomy places the organism in Eukaryota, Metazoa, Chordata, Lepidosauria, Squamata, Lacertidae. Gene Ontology annotation, cellular component: membrane. Gene Ontology annotation, biological process: protein dephosphorylation. The coding region runs from base 109 to 4446 and encodes 1445 amino acids. The record is from RefSeq and is a predicted model, not a curated record. The transcript has 31 exons.